AUGAUUAAGCAGGCCAUCGUGGAGAUGCGGGCAGACGAAGUGGCUAAGGGAUUUACGCCUAAGUUGCUUAACAGUCGGUGGGUUGAACGGGUCACAACAGCUUGUAAGAAGCUUGUCCAGGAAUCAUACAGCCGCCAGUUUGUUCCAAGAACGAAAGUCUACGGUUGCAAGCACUUCACCCGGAAGAAUCGCAUCUUGAUGGUUUGUUGCGGUACGUUUCCUGUUUGUCGAAUGUGUCAUAUACAAGACCGCAACCGCAUUCACGACGUUCGCAUCGAACCAGUCCGAACUAUGCUGUGUAUGAUGUGUGGAGAAGUGCAGCCGAAGACCCAGAACUGCCGGAACUGCAACGAAUGCUUCGGUUCGUACUACUGCGACGUGUGUGGCAUUACGGAUGACACGCCAGGAUAUGAUUUGCGCCAUUGCAACAAGUGCAACGUAUGUAUGCCAGGUCUCACUUUUCAUUGCGAUCGAUGCAAGAGCUGCGUUCCAGCGACACCUGAUCAUGAUGCGAUUUGCAGUGGAGGACAGGACGCACCAAGCGAGAACAAUCAGCAGAGCGUAGAGUUGCCACAUGUGAACAACAUUGCAAGUGCAGGUGAAUCGAUGGACCCCUCAUUCGAGGCAAUAGCUUCUAGUGAAGCACGUGGGAAUCAGCUAUUUUCUGGCUUGUGACAGUUAUUCUUUGCAAUGGUCCUAUCCAUUGCACUGCGAACAUACUGCUCGCUAUGAUUUGCUUUUAAUCUAUCCCCAUUUCCCACCCUGAUCCCAUCUACCUUUUUUCUGUUUCCUGCUAUUUCGACCAUAUCCCAUCGGCUACGCCUCAGCUCCCGUUUUGUCUUCUCUUCGUUGAUUAUUAGAAGUUCUCAUGUUUUCUGUCUUGAGUCAAGCCCGUGAUUUUGCGACGUAAUUUGAGGUAGUUGUGGUCGCCUGAGAAAGAUUGUUUUACAAUCUUACUUGCGAUGAUAAGUUAAUGUUUUAAUGUAGGUGCUUGUACAGUUCUGUGCCGACGUCAAGGAGGAGAGACUUGCGCGUCAAAUCUACCAGUUUGUUGUUAUUGUUGUUACAGAAGAGUUUAUUGCGUUUCCCGUCAACCGUACGGAUGACGUCAAUCAUUUUCAUUUAUCAUGACUUGGCCCCCCCAGAGAGUGAGCAGCUGCACGAACUGCUGAAAUAGGCUUGUUUUCGGUUAGAUAACUAUUUCAAACUGCUUCAAACAUGUUGUAUUCAAGGCAGCACCCAUUGACGGGGCUCUUGAAGAGUGUGAUUCGACAUAUUUCGAAGAACAGCUUGGUGCAGCGAAGAAGAGUGAUAAAAAAUGUGGAAAGUAUGCGAGUGACAUGGAAA
Messenger RNA from Chondrus crispus (carragheen), 1347 nucleotides. RefSeq lists its product as hypothetical. Gene Ontology annotation, molecular function: ubiquitin protein ligase activity; zinc ion binding. The coding region runs from base 1 to 675 and encodes 224 amino acids. The transcript is spliced from 2 exons. Gene Ontology annotation, cellular component: nucleus. Lineage: Eukaryota; Rhodophyta; Florideophyceae; Gigartinales; Gigartinaceae. The record is from RefSeq and is a predicted model, not a curated record. Gene Ontology annotation, biological process: ubiquitin-dependent protein catabolic process; protein ubiquitination.